Molecule: messenger RNA, 1272 nt
Organism: Plectropomus leopardus (leopard coralgrouper)
Lineage: Eukaryota; Metazoa; Chordata; Actinopteri; Perciformes; Serranidae
Source: RefSeq, a predicted model, not a curated record
AUGGAUGAGGAGCAGCUGCUGCAGAACGCUUCAGCUUCAGUUUCACUUUCACCGCGUCUGACGUUCAACUGCUCCGUCUGUGCCAACAAGUCUCCGUGUGUUUUUAACAGCUGUCCUCCUGCUGGUCUGAUGUGGACUGAGCAGAUCUCUCCUCACCUCCAGAGAAACAAACAGCUGCAGGACACUCUGCUGCAGAGGGAAGAGGAGCUGGCCCGACUGCAGGACGAGAACAACAAACUCAGAGAGUUCCUCAACUCUUCUUUUGUGAGAAACCUGGAGCAAAAGGCAAAGAAGCUGACCUCUGACGGGAGGAAGCUGAAGAGAAACCUGCUGCACGUUGAUGACGGACCUUUCCUGAACCGCCGUCCUCAGCUCAUGACCUCCCAGCAGGCCAGCAAGAGAGUCUGCAGGAACCUCACUGCCGAGUUCUGCUCCGAGUCCUCCGAGACGUCCUCUGAACCAAACCUGGACCUCUGGGUCCUACGAACGCUGGGACUGAAGGACCGAGACACCAUUGACACGUCCAAUGACUCCUUAACUGGAUACAGCCUCAGCAGUUUAGCCGAUGAAGCUUCAGUCACCUCCGAAUACUCUCUCAGCUCCUCGUUCAGCUCGCCACUUGCCACCUCAACGCCUUCGUCUGUCCAAAACUACCGCCAAAGUUUGACACCACCAGCUGAUUAUAGGUUCAGUCCUGCCCAAUGCCGAGAAGCAAACUGUCACACUCCUGCCAAGUCACCUCAGAGCUGCACAACGUCUCCGAGUCAACGCUCUGACUUAACUGCCAGUGGACUGACGGGACUGUAUGAAGCUCCUGAAGCUGCGAUUAACUCUUUAACUGCCUUCAAAUCUCCACCACCAGCAGACGAACCACCGUUCAACCCGUCACCAGAGAUCUGCUUCAUCACCGCCUCCAGUCAAGUCCCAACUCUGGAGGGACAUCCACCAAAACUUCCGCCUUACUGGUCUCCACUGACACCAUCACAGGACCAGUUCAGUCCACCAGGAGAGAGAGUCCCCUUCUCCCCCAUCUUGUCUUCAAGUCCUGCCAUGAACCAGCUAUGGACACCUAUCCACAGCGGCAGUCCAACAAGUCCGUCAACUGGAUCUCCUGCCACGCCUAAAACACCUCGGACAGAUUUGGCGUUCAGUAUGUCCCUCAGCCCGUCCAACAGCGUCAAGACCCACAGCUUCCCUCAGGGACAAGCCUUCGUCAGAAAGGACACAGGGGGACGAUGGAGCUUCACCUGGGUGCCAAGACAAGGACCGUAG